Messenger RNA from Aegilops tauschii subsp. strangulata, 540 nucleotides. RefSeq names its product histone H4. Gene Ontology annotation, cellular component: nucleosome. The record is from RefSeq and is a predicted model, not a curated record. Gene Ontology annotation, molecular function: protein heterodimerization activity; DNA binding; structural constituent of chromatin. NCBI's taxonomy places the organism in Eukaryota, Viridiplantae, Streptophyta, Magnoliopsida, Poales, Poaceae.
CGGCAAAUCACAACACAAUUCCCCACCGCUCCUCGACCCCCAUCCGCUCGCAGCUCGAACCAAGGAGAGAUCGUCAGCCAUGUCCGGCCGCGGCAAGGGAGGCAAGGGGCUCGGCAAGGGCGGCGCCAAGCGCCACAGGAAGGUGCUGCGCGACAACAUCCAGGGCAUCACCAAGCCGGCCAUUCGGCGCCUGGCGAGGAGGGGCGGCGUGAAGCGCAUCUCGGGGCUCAUCUACGAGGAGACCCGCGGCGUGCUCAAGAUCUUCCUCGAGAACGUCAUCCGCGACGCCGUCACCUACACCGAGCACGCCCGCCGCAAGACCGUCACCGCCAUGGACGUCGUCUACGCGCUCAAGCGCCAGGGCCGCACCCUCUACGGCUUCGGCGGGGCUAGGCUCUUCCUCGCCCCCCCCUCCUGCAGAUCCCAAAAGUUUGAUGAAACCGCGACUUUUUAGUUCUCUAUUUGCUCUGUAGUUCGAACUGAAUCGUGGAACAAAGUGAUUCGCAUGUGUUGCUGGAAAUCAAACUUGUCUCAGUGAAA